This is a messenger RNA of Truncatella angustata, 2797 nucleotides long. RefSeq names its product endomembrane protein 70. NCBI's taxonomy places the organism in Eukaryota, Fungi, Ascomycota, Sordariomycetes, Amphisphaeriales, Sporocadaceae. The transcript has 3 exons. Gene Ontology annotation, biological process: protein localization to membrane; vacuolar transport. Bases 337 to 2484 code for a protein of 715 amino acids. Gene Ontology annotation, cellular component: Golgi apparatus; membrane. The record is from RefSeq and is a predicted model, not a curated record.
GGACAAGAACCUACUGAACCACAGCCGGAAGGAUUUGCGGCGCUGGACUCCCAAAGAGCAAGAGGCGUACGUCUGUCUGUCUGACUUACAGAUCUGCUUGUCCAAAACGCGCCCUGCAAACUCUCAAUUGUCUCUGCACUUGACAGGUUACAGCAUACAAACGACAAGCCGCAACUAUUUGUGGAACGAUAAUACGCCGCUAAACUUUGAUAACAACUCGGGAUAGAAACGCCCAGAUUUAGUUGCAGAACAGACCCGUGUUCGCUCGAUUGGUAUCCAAAGUUAGUGUUUGACAGCAUUCUUCGGCACUGUAAUUCUCACCAACACAUCGCAAACAUGGGAAAUCUCGGCAAGGCCGGCUUGAAAUGGCUGCUGUCUUCGCUUGUGCUGUCACAGGCCCAAGCCUUUUAUAUCCCGGGCUGGUCAAUAAAGAGUUACAAAGACAGCGAACAGAUCCCCUUAUUGGUCAACAAGGUCUAUUCCGACAACACCCAAUUACAAUACGCCUACUACGACUUGCCCUUCGUCUGCCCUCCCACGGGGAAACACUCGGCCGGGGGACUGCUCAGCGGACAGAGUAUAUCGUUGAACCUCGGCGAGGUCCUGCGCGGUGAUCGCAUUAUCACUUCCGACGUCGAUCUGACCGUGGGAAAAGACAGCGAGUGCAACUUUCUAUGCACUCAGGAAGUCGGUAGAAAAGACCUCAAGAGAGCCAAGGAGCUUGUCAAGGAUGGAUAUGUGGUUGAAUGGAUUGUGGAUAAUCUCCCCGGCGCCACCAGCUUUGUUACGGUCGACAAGACAAGAAAGUACUACGCCGCUGGCUUCAAGCUUGGCUUUACCGAUUACUCUUCGGGCAAGCCAAGGUACUAUCUCAACAAUCACCACACCAUUGUUAUCCGAUGGCGUAAGGCACCUGGCCGUGCUGGCGAGAGGGGCGAAAAGGUCGUCGUCGGCUUCGAAGUCUACACAAAGAGCAUCGGCCAGAGUAAUAAGCGCGAGAACGGAUGUCCCGCCGAUCUCCACAGUAUCGACGAGCACUUUGAGCUUUACAUCACCCCUAAUAAAACGACAAACUUCGCCAUGCAGUACCCUGACUCGUCCUACUAUCCCGAGGACGAGGAGGCGGAUGAUGAUGCCACUCUGUCCAUUCCCUAUACCUAUUCUGUUUACUUCCGUGAGGACGACUCCAUUGAGUGGAACAGACGCUGGGAUCUGUAUUUUGUAAAUCAGGAAGAAGGAUCCAAGAUUCAUUGGCUGGCCAUUGUCAACUCGCUCAUUAUCUGUGGUUUGUUGACUGGUGUCACCCUCAUGAUCCUAGCAAAAACCAUCCGAACCGACAUCAAAGGCUACAGAGAGGUCUCGGCGGAGGAUGGCAAGCUGCGUGUCAAGCGUGCCCGCAGAUCGGAUGCCCGCACUCCGAGAUCAGAGAAGACCACUGGGCUGGGAUUGUUAGACCAAGAAGGCCCAGUGGAUGGCGAGGACGACAUUUCAUCUGACGAGGAAGGACUCGAGGACGUCACUGGCUGGAAGCUGCUCCAUGCUGAUGUUUUCCGGAAACCCGAUUAUGGAUACCUCCUGGCUCCAUUGGUUGGGUCUGGUAUGCAGCUGCUCUUCAUGGCAAUCGGUCUCGUGUUCCUGAGCGCAAUCGGUGUUCUCAACCCCAGCUUCCGUGGUGGCUUUAUUAGUGCAGGUGUUGGACUUUUCGUGUUUGCCGGCGUUUUCUCUGGCUAUUUUUCUGCAAGAGUCUACAAGAGCUUUGACGGCCAGCAUUUCGGCAAAAAUGCCCUGGUCACAGCAAUGCUAUUCCCUGGCCUCUUGUUCGGCCUCAUCUUCGUACUGAACCUCUUCGUCUGGGCUCAGGCGUCCAGCACGGCUAUCCCCUUUGGGACGUUGAUUGCUAUCCUGCUGCUCUGGCUCUGUAUUCAAGUGCCUCUCGUGUACGUCGGUUCAUGGUACGGCUUUGUCAGAAGCGGGGCAUGGGAACACCCGACAAAGACGAGCGGCAUCCCCCGGCAGAUUCCUCGGCAGGCUUGGUACAUCAAGAGCCUGCAGGCGGUGCUGCUCGCUGGACUGAUCCCCUUUGCCGUAAUCUUCAUCGAGCUGCUGUUUGUCUUCCAGUCUAUGUGGCAAGACAAGAGCGGGUACUACUACGUAUUCGGCUUUUUGGCGGUGGUAUCAGUCAUUUUGAUUUUGACCAUCGCGGAGGUAACAGUCGUGACCGUCUACGUCCAGCUCUGCUCUGAAAACUACCACUGGUGGUGGCAGUCCUUCAUGGUCGGCGGAGGAAGUGCUCUUUGGAUUUUCUUGUACUGCAUCUGGUACUACUUUGCUAAACUACAUAUCUCGGGCUUCGUCAGCUCGAUGCUGUUCUUCACGUACAGCUUCAUGGGUUCCUGUGUCUAUGGGCUCCUCACAGGCACCGUGGGUUUCUUAACUGCUUAUGCAUUUGUGAGGAGGAUAUAUGGGGCCAUCAAGGCAGAUUAGUGUGCUGCUUCAGAGUUUACCUUUAACAAGGCAGAGUAAUAACCGCAAAACAAUGGACGAUGUAAUUGAUAGACACGGAUAUAAUGCAGCUUGUCCUUUCCAAGCAUAUCUCGGCGCGGGAUCUCGAACGAUCAGGCUAGGCGUUAGGAGGAAUUGCUUUUCGGAUGUCUGUUGAAUCAGCGUCACAGCUCGAUGGAGAUGUCCAAUUGGUAUCAUUUUGUACAUAAGUCGACUGCAUUUCUCGUUGGUGUGGAAAGAUACACGAGUAGGGCGCUUUCCGCCGUGAUGUAGACGAAAUGUUUCUUGGGACCAU